AUGUAAACGUCAAUCCAGCAUGUCAUUUUGACGUACACAAUAACCUCAAAUUUUAAAUAAACUCCACCUGUGUUUUGUUUGUGUAGGAGCGCUCAAUGCUCAAAAAAUAUUAAAAAUGAGUCAAGAAAACGUUAGUAAUAGUAAUGAUCAUCAUGAACGCGAUGACCAUAAGAGGAGGCCGCGAAAAAAGCGAAAGAACUUCCUUGCAAACGCUAAAAAAUAUGCCAAAAAGGGUCAAAUGGGUCGAGGUACGAAGAUAUCUGAAGAAUUGUACCAAUAUUUCGUUGGUAUCCUAGACGCCAUGAAGCAAGGAAUACAAGAUAAAGAUGAGAGAAGUGCCUUAGUAAACAAUGUCCUAGAACGGACUAAAGGGGAAGAACAGAAUGUGGUUGGCAACCAGCUUGGUUGCAGAGUUGUAGAGCUCCUACUGCCCUUCGCAACUCCAGAAGACCUAGAACGGUACAUGGAAGUCCUCUCACCAGAUUUACGUAGACUCUGUUCAGACAACUUCACCAGUCAUGUAGUAGAGACAUUACUACGAGCAGCCUGUGAACGAGCUAUAGAACAUAUGCAAACCAAUGAAGACCAAACAUCAGACUCUGAAGAAGAAGCACCGAAGAAGAAAAAGCCAAAACUAGAACCGAAAACAGAAAAGAAAUAUACAGAAGAUCAUAUAAAAAAAUGCUAUGAAUUCACUAUUAAAAUAUCUAAAUAUGCUCUGAAUAACUUGGAAGACUUUGUUUGGGAUCAAUACGCAAACCAUAUACUCCGUAGUGUUCUUAAAUGUCUCAGUGGCAUUACGUUACUGCCAGGAGAGAAACCCAAAGUAAACAUAUUCAAAGACACUGUAGAUGAUGGUAAAGGAAUACCACCACAUACAGGGAAAAUGGUGUACAAGAAUGUUCCAGAUGAAUUCAAAGAAAUAGUCAAAGAGUUUGUACACCGAUUGACUUCGUGGCCACAAUUUAAAGAUUUACCGUACCAAAAUAUUACUUCAGGAUUAAUUCAAGUAUUGUUGUAUGCAAUUAAGAAUGUUGAUAAGAAUGCAACGAAGGACUUGCUACGGAAACUGUUAGAUGAGAGCUUUGCUCCGGAGGACUGGGUGAAUAACGGUGAGGAUGACAAGAAGGAGGUCAAGGAUAGUAAUGGAGUAGUUGUGGAUACUUCGAACCUACCACCUGUUUUUGAAUCUGAACCUGCUGUGAGAAUGUUGGAAGCGGCUCUCUUCGUGUCCAAGAAGAAAACGUACACGCAGAUAUACGCGCGCUGCUUCAUCAACCGGCUGGGGCAGCUCGCCAGCAUGCCCAUGCUCAACUACACCGUGCAGCGGCUCAUUGACAACUGUGAGGUUAAGGAGGAGUUUGAGCCGAUGUUCGAUGAGCUCUCAGAUCGUAUGGGAGCUCUCCUCGCCUGCGGGAACACUGGCGUCCUGGUCGCACUCGCCAAGGCCUGUCUGCGACUCAAGGCUAAACAGGCCCAGUAUCUAAAUAGUCUAGAAGCAGCCCUAGACUGUUCGUCCCCGGAACACCAGAAGUACUUCCCGGUGCUGUGCCUCCGCCUCCUGCCCCGGGACCGCGUGGACCUCGCGGCGCUAGACAAGGACUACUUCAUCCAUGUACACGGAUCCGUCAUACUGCAGACUGUACUUGACUUCCAGCGUCCAGCAAAAGCAGUAUCAGGUCUACUGGAGCUGACUGGAGACCAGCUAAUGAUAAUACUGUGUGACGCCAAGGGAUGUCACGUUGCUGACGCUUUCUGUAAGGGACAAUUUGUAGGAGUCAAGGCACGGGACAAGCUCAUAUGGAGGUUAAAGGGUUACUACCAAAAGCUAGCACUCUCCCAGUACGGGUCGCGGGCAUUCGAGCAAAUAUUCCAAGUUGCUUCUCUAGAGCAGAAGAUAAAAAUUAUGACAGAGUUAUCUGACAAGAGCAAUCUUCUGAACAGUACACAGUACGGUCGUCUGGUAGCUAGCAAGCUGGAGGUAGAUACGUUCAAACUGUCGCAGAAGAAAUGGGAAGAAACGUGGAAGAAGAAAGAGGUUCAAAAUAAAUGAUUUUGUUGAUA
This is a messenger RNA of Spodoptera exigua (beet armyworm), 2064 nucleotides long. Lineage: Eukaryota; Metazoa; Arthropoda; Insecta; Lepidoptera; Noctuidae. The record is from the annotation of a GenBank genome assembly.